Messenger RNA from Cinclus cinclus, 1086 nucleotides. It is a transcript of the gene WNT16, whose product is annotated as Wnt family member 16. Gene Ontology annotation, molecular function: cytokine activity; frizzled binding. Lineage: Eukaryota; Metazoa; Chordata; Aves; Passeriformes; Cinclidae. Gene Ontology annotation, cellular component: extracellular region. The transcript has 4 exons. Gene Ontology annotation, biological process: multicellular organism development; canonical Wnt signaling pathway; cell fate commitment. The record is from RefSeq and is a predicted model, not a curated record. Bases 1 to 1086 code for a protein of 361 amino acids.
AUGGGGCGCGGGGCUCCCCUCGGACCGCGCCUGCUGCGGGCAGCGCUGCUGCUCGCCCUCUGCCCCGCCGCCGGCAGCACCUGGAUGUGGCUGGGCAUCGCCGCCGUCGGCGGGCCCGAGAAGCUGGGCUGCGCCAGCCCUCCGCUGAGCCGCCGGCAGCAGGAGCUGUGCGAGCAGAAGCCGGAGCUGAUGCCCGCGAUCCGGGAGGGAGCGCGCCUGGGCCUCCAGGAGUGCCGCAGCCAGUUCCGACACGAGCGCUGGGACUGCCGCUCGCCGCCCGCCGCCCGCCGCGGGACCGCCGCCCCCGCCGCCUUCGGGCAGCAGCUCAGCAGCGGCACGAAGGAGACGGCGUUCAUCUCGGCGGUGACGGCGGCGGGCCUCGUGCACGCGGUGACACGGUCGUGCAGCGCGGGCAACAUGACCGAGUGCUCCUGCGAUGUCACCCUGCGGCACGGCGGCUCGGCCAGCGAGGGCUGGCACUGGGGCGGCUGCUCUGACGAUAUCCACUACGGAAUGUCCUUCAGCAGAAUGUUCCUGGACCUGCCUCUCAAGAACAUGACAGGCAAGAGCGGGAGCGGGCUGCUGGCGAUGAACCUGCACAACAACGAGGCUGGGAGGCAGGCAGUAGCAAAGCUGAUGUCUGUGGAUUGCCGUUGUCAUGGUGUUUCUGGGUCCUGUGCUGUGAAAACUUGUUGGAAAACCAUGUCAUCCUUUGAAAAGAUUGGCCGGUUUUUGAAGGAUAAGUAUGAAAACAGCAUACAAAUAUCAGAUAGACUGAAAAAAAAGCUACGCAGGAAAGAGAAAAGCCAGAGAAAAAUACCAAUUGGGAAAGAGGACCUACUGUAUGUGAACAAAUCACCCAAUUACUGUGUCGAAGACCAAAAACUGGGGAUCCCUGGGACUCAGGGAAGAGAAUGUAACCGCACGUCGCAGGGACCCGACGGCUGUAACCUGCUGUGCUGUGGGCGUGGGUACAACACCCACGUUGUCAGGCACGUGGAAAGGUGCGAGUGCAAGUUUGUCUGGUGCUGCUAUGUGCGCUGCAGGAGGUGUGAGACCAUGACCGACGUACACACCUGCAAGUAA